Trematosphaeria pertusa is the source of this 645-nucleotide messenger RNA. RefSeq lists its product as uncharacterized. The record is from RefSeq and is a predicted model, not a curated record. The coding region runs from base 1 to 645 and encodes 214 amino acids. The transcript is spliced from 3 exons. Lineage: Eukaryota; Fungi; Ascomycota; Dothideomycetes; Pleosporales; Trematosphaeriaceae.
AUGCAUUCCAAGAUCGCCGCUUUCCUCCUCCCCCUCCUCGCUGUCGCGACCCCCGUGCCCCAGUCCGGCACCGCCCCAGACCCGUCCCAGAUCACCAUCCUCGACAGCUCCUACUCGGGCAACGGCUGUCCGCAAGGCUCCGUCUCGACCAGCACGUCGCCGGACAAGACCGUCAUCACCUACGGCUUCGACCAGUUCCAGACCUACAUCGGCCCGGGCACCAAGCCCGCCGACCACUCCAAGAACUGCCAGCUGCACCUCAACCUCAAGUACCCGGGCGGCUUCCAGUACGCCGUCGUCGACGCGACCUACCACGGCUGGGCGCGCCUGGAUAAGGGCGUCACCGGCACUUUCAUCACGACGUACUUCUUCUCCCAGGAUGCUGGCAAGACUUCCACGACCCGCAUGACCGCCAACGGCGGCCCGCCCCUCGACAUGGGCCAGGUCUACACCAAGCAAGACAACGUCGAGACGACGGCCGUCAUCUGGUCGCCGUGCGGCACCACCGGCAUCCUCAACAUCAACAACCGCCUCUCGCUGACGUCGACGAACUCGUCGGCCGCGGGCGAGCUGUCCAACGACGAUGCGACUGUGGCUUUUACUCAGCAGCUGCAUGUUGCUUGGAGGCCGUGCACGCCUGGGUAA